GCUGACUUCGGCCGACGCCGAUCGUCGUCAGCGUCAUCAACAUUAAGUAGUCUUAUCAGUUAUACCGUCUCACCGGAUGAUGACGCUCGAUUUUCUUCUUAACCCGUGGCACCAUACAGUGUGAUGACGACCAGAUGACAACGCUGUGUGCAUGGCAUGCUGUGAACUGCGGAUAGACAAUGCCCGUGAGCACGGGGUCACUUGGGGAACCUCGCGCCAAGCGCUGCAAGCACUGCGACGAGUCCAGUCACCGGAGUGAUUCUGGCUCCGGGUAUUGGCAGCUUCAGUUGGACCGUGACCUAGUCGAGACCAUUUCCGCCAUAUACCCGGAGUGGUUCAAGAGCAAUAUGGCGGAGGGUGGCGGUCAUCAGGGGUCGACCCCGAGGGCUUCGCCACCGAAAGCGGUCGUCGACACAUCCCCGUUACUUAAUUCACUCGAACAAAAUAAAGAAUCCCUCAAGGUCAAAUUGAUGGUAAGACGUCCAGUGGAUCAACUUGUUGCACAAGGAAUUAUGCCUCCAUUAAAAGCGCCGGCAGCUUAUUAUGGACAAAGAAGACAACUGGAACGUGCAAAAACCGGUGAUAUGCUUAAAGCAAAAAUCCAACAAAGACCACCAAGACAAGAAUUAGAACGGAGACAUAUUUUAGAAUCUGACCCGGGACAUGUAGAUCCAAGUUUAGCAGAGAAACAACGAAUGUUGAAAAAAGCACGAUUGGCAGACCAAUUAAACGAUCAAUUAUCACAUCGACCGGGACCAUUAGAGUUGAUUCAAAAGAAUAUUCUUCAUACAGAAGAACCAAUUGAGAGUGCGGUAAAAGCCGGGCAUAUUCCGUAUAAAGCAACUUGUGAGGGACAAUUAAAUAGACCUCAACAUCCGAUAAGCUAUAUUAACCCGGAAGAUGAUUCUCAAAGUUCUGAAGAUAAUUUAGUUGUUAGCCCCGGAAAUUCGGAUGUAUUGGAAACUGCCGCGAAAUCAGCCGGAAUUGUGGUGAGUUUAAUACCGGCGACUGAAGGAACCGUGGUGGUUACAACACCAAAUUUUGUGACAACAAUUAAAGACAGUAAUCGGGAGUCGUUAGUGUUUACCUCGUUAAUACAAAAUCGUUCUGCAUCAAGUCCCGCGUCUUUAGUUUCUUCCACUUCUACUUUGAGUCCUCUAUCAUCGAUCGCUAGUCCUGUUCCUUCAAUAGUUUCCCAACCAACAACCCCAAUUCCUCCCCCUCUACCUACAACAACAUACACACCCCGUUCGAUACAAUCCCCCAAAAGUGAUGCACCUGGAAAAGAUAAAAAUCGAAAAAAAUCUAAAUCCAAAUCAACACCAAAAACCCGCACGAUUAAAUUCCAUGAAUAUAAAGGACCACCAAGCGCACAAAAAUCGUUGCCAUUAAACAAUAAUAAUAACGGAGAAAGUUCUUAUGAUUUAUUAUUACAACAACAAACUUUAUUGUUGCAAUUUCAAUUACAACUACAACAUAAAUACCCUCAAAUUAUUUUACCGGCGCAAAAGAAUCAAAACGAAACCCAAUCGGUUAAUAAUCCUCUUCCAUCACCGGCUAGUUCCACCAAUUCAGAAUGUACUAUUUCGGCGAGAAUAGGUAAAUUAGAAGACAUGAAAGUGAGCGAUUUAAAAGCUGAAUUAAAAAGGCGAAAUUUACCAGUUUCCGGUUCAAAACCUCAAUUAAUUGAGAGGUUAAAACCUUUCACAACCGGCGAAAUCCAACAACCCGAUUCAACCAGCAAACAAUCCGAUGACAUUAUUCUUCAUCAUUCUCCACCACAACACAGUGAUGUUGGUUCACCUCAAAACAACGUUAAAGACGAACCUAUGGAUACAUUAAAUCCAAUUAGUCCUCAACCAAUUGAUACUCAAGACCAAGACGAUAUUGUUAAAAAACAACAAAGACAAAUCGAAGAGUUACAACGCGAAUUGACGUUGAGUCAAUUAAAAUUAAAAGCUGUAACCACGCAUGAACCCAAAGCUCAAUUAUUAGCUUUGCAAAAACGUUUACAAGUUAAACAACAACAGCAACAACAAUUAGCGGAACAAUUACAUAUGCAAAAUUUGUUGAAGGCAAGGCAAGAUCAGGAAAGGAUACAACAACAACAACAUGUUGCUUUUCAAAAUCAAAAGAAUUUAGGGGGUGGAUUGGUUUUAACCGAUUCUAAUUUUAUUAAUCAAUUGGUUGCGAAUAAAAUACUUUUAAAUGGACACAAUAGAAUCAAUUCGGCACCGAAUUUUUUGCAAAGUACAAUUAUAGCGCCGGUUAAAAAAGAGGUUGAAGAAAAUGUGAGACCACCGCCCUACGAUGAAGCAACUAAACAAAUUAAAAAGGAGAAAAAUAAUGUUAAAAGUCAAAUAGUUGAUGAUGUUUUAGAAAUUUUAAUUAAAAACGGCGAGUUACCGCCGAGUGCAGCUCAAGAUCCAUCAACUCCAAAUUCAGCGGGGAUUGUUAAGAACGAACCGGUUUUUCCUAACAAUCAACAACAACCGGAAGUGACUAGCACGGAAAUUUUAAAAUUAGAAACCGAUUUCUUAGAUUGUCCAUUAGACAACAUGGACAUUAAUCAAUUGGUGAUGGAACUAGCUCAACCUAGUGAAGGUAAUCAAAACAUCAAACACGAAACGAUUCCAAUGGACACCGAUGAGUGGCUCGAAAGUUUAUUACCGCCCGAUAAUAAUCAUAAUAAUAAUCAAAAUUUUACAACACAAAUUCACGAAUCCUCGGAUAUCAGCGGUUACGAUCCUCUACUUGGUAUUACACAAGAACCCUUGGAUGAUCCCUUUUGUUUGGAAGAGUUCCGGUCAACACCCGAUAUGCACGCCCUCUCUUGGGAUUAUGCGUCGUAGUAAUUAAUGUGCAACAGACAUUCUUUAAAUUCCAAAUGCGAUGUGCGAUUCCACUCGGUUAUAGAGAAACAAUAAAGAGACAUUCCAAAAAAUGAAAAACGUUUUUCUUUUCGCUGUAAAAGAAAUGGAAGCGUUUUCAAGCAAUGUGCGGUCGCCAUGUUUGCUGAAAAACGGCGAGGGACCAGGGCGACCACUACACACGGGCCAGGGAACACAUCAGCUAAAUUGUACAUAGCCUAUAUACACACGUAGUAUAUUAUUUCACGCGGUAAUUCUUGUACAAAUUUGUUCUUUUUUUUCGUUUUCCUAGAUUUACGUUUUAGUUUCUUUUUUUUUCUUUAAUUAAUCACGGACAAUAAUUCUUAAUAGGUAUACAAAUUAAUUUUAUUUUAUUGUAACGUUGAUAGGAGAUGAUUUAUUUUGUUGACUAUUUGAGUAUAUUUCUAGUGGGGAACGGUGGUUCGCACCCUUCCCGGUUAUAUUAAACAAACAAGGAAUGUCCUGCAUUGUUAAUUCUUUUCGUUUCGUCUUUUCAUUAUAAGUUCACGUUCUUUUCCUUAAGGAUAUUGUAAUAUAAACGCAUACAUACAUGUAAUACGAUAAAUAAAGAAGAUGCCUUAAUAGACAAUUUGUUAAAAUAACGAUAAUAAGCUGCGAUUGUAAAAAAAAUUAAACGGAACAAAAAAAAUUUACAACAAAUAUGGAGUGUGUGAUUUCGUUCGAAAUACUGUUUACGCGUACUCAGUUAUUAUUAUUUUUUUUUUGCUAAUUGCCAAUUUCUCUCUAUUUAUGAUGGACAGUAUGUGAGUGAAUAAAAGCUUCGAGAAUAAAAAAUAAAUAAUUA
Messenger RNA from Onthophagus taurus, 3696 nucleotides. Its product is annotated as Myocardin-related transcription factor. Lineage: Eukaryota; Metazoa; Arthropoda; Insecta; Coleoptera; Scarabaeidae. Gene Ontology annotation, biological process: positive regulation of transcription by RNA polymerase II. The record is from RefSeq and is a predicted model, not a curated record. Gene Ontology annotation, molecular function: transcription coactivator activity. Gene Ontology annotation, cellular component: nucleus.